AUGCAUCGUCAAACGAAGGUACAGAGAGCAAGCACAAGGCAAGAAACUAAUACAACUCUACACACAAACUCAACCAACAAACGCACACAGCCAACGACUUGGCCCAUAGAAACAACAACGCAACACAUAUUUACAAUAGGAAACACUCACAUACAGACACACACACACCACCAACAAUUCUCUACACGCAUUGCGAUGUUUAACGCGCUUACACGGGGCAAUAACAACAACUCAGACUCAGCUACACACACACACGAACGUACGAGCAACAACGACAACCUCAACGAAGAUGAUAGCAAAGAGGAAGAAGAACAAGCAAAACAUUCCAGUCCAACACGACAAAAAGAGCAACCUUCAGCACGAAAAGCGGUGGAUGGUGAUGAUGUUUCUUUUACGGGCGGCCAUCAUGAUAAUGAUGACGAUGUUGAUCGUAGAGUUGGCGGUUACGGUAAUGUUUAUGGCAGCGGUGGUGGUGGUAAAGGUGUUUAA
Molecule: messenger RNA, 489 nt
Organism: Calliphora vicina (urban bluebottle blowfly)
Lineage: Eukaryota; Metazoa; Arthropoda; Insecta; Diptera; Calliphoridae
Exons: 3
Coding region: 1-489 (162 amino acids)
Source: RefSeq, a predicted model, not a curated record